Molecule: messenger RNA, 897 nt
Organism: Euleptes europaea (tarantolino)
Lineage: Eukaryota; Metazoa; Chordata; Lepidosauria; Squamata; Sphaerodactylidae
Product: olfactory receptor 51E1-like
Exons: 2
Coding region: 1-897 (298 amino acids)
Biological process (GO): G protein-coupled receptor signaling pathway
Cellular component (GO): membrane
Molecular function (GO): olfactory receptor activity; G protein-coupled receptor activity
Source: RefSeq, a predicted model, not a curated record
AUGGCACCUUUCCAACAAGGCAACUCCACUGCUACCCUGUUCAUCUUGGUCGGCUUCCCAGGUAUGGGAGCUGCUCAGUUCUGGCUGGCUUUCCCCCUCGCCUUCCUUUUCCUGGUGGCUAUCCUUGGUAACGGCACCAUUAUUUACAUCAUUAAGGUCGAGCGGAGCCUCCACGAGCCCAUGUACCUUUUCCUCUGCAUGUUGGCUGCCAUCGACAUGCUGAUAUACCUGUCCACCAUGCCCAAAAUGAUGGCCAUAUUCUGGUUCAAGUCCACCAGCAUCGUCUUUGAUGCUUGCUUGGUCCAGAUGUUCUGCAUCCACAGCCUGUCGGGCACGGAAUCCACCAUCCUGUUGGCUAUGGCAUUUGACCGCUACAUCGCCAUAUGCUACCCACUGAGUCAUGCAUCCAUCCUUACCACGCCCAGGAUAGCUAAGAUAGGACUGGUGGCAGUCAUCCGCGGAGCAGCCUUGAUGGCCCCCUUGCCGAUUUUCAUUAAGAGAUUGCCCUUUUGCCAUUCAAAUGUUCUGUCCCAUUCUUACUGCCUUCACCAAGAUGUCAUGAAGCUCGCCUGUGCCGACAUAAAAGUCAACAUCAUCUACGGACUGAUAGGAAUCACUGCGGCCACCUUCGUGGUGGGCUCGGAUUCCAUCUUCAUUGCCAUUUCCUACGUGCUCAUUCUUCGGGCUGUCGUGGGGCUUUCUUCAAAGGAGGCCCGUCUGAAAUCUUUUGGCACUUGUGGCUCCCACAUCUGUGUCAUCCUUAUCUUCUACACUCCUGGACUCUUCUCCUUCUACACCCAGCGCUGGGGGCACAACAUCCCUACACACGACCACAUCCUGCUGGCCAACCUCUAUCUGCUGGUGCCCCCAUGCUCAACCCCAUCAUCUAUGGCAUGA